UCAACUGCCGCGCUUAUUCUACUUCUAUGACACAGGGAAAAAAACAGUAGCACGCCGCUUGCUUCACCGUGGGAGAUAGAAGAACGGCACCCGAACAGCAUAGCAUCCGAGCCGCACCGACAGUCCGCAUCAGACCAGCCUCAGUGUAGUGCACCCUAAUGGCAACGGAGGACAAAGGAAACACGGCGGCGCCCCAGGCUUUACCGGAAACGGGAUCCCUUUCAGCAGCAACAACACACGGCAAUCUAAACAAUAAUAACAACAACAAUAACAACAACAAAGACAACGAGGGAAGCGAAGGUGCCACAACAGCCACGGCUACAGCUGUUGAAUCCAGUGGCUCUGAAAAUAUCAUAGGAAACGGUUCAGCUGUGAAUACCACCGGAGGCAGUAACGGCAAAUGGGUCCGUCUGAACGUCGGUGGGACGGUGUUUCUAACAACACGACAAACGCUGCUAAAGGAACAGACUUCAUUUCUGUACCGACUGUGCCAGCAGCAAGACUUGCAUUCGGACACGGAUGAAACUGGCGCUUAUGUGAUUGACCGAGAUCCCACCUAUUUUGGUCCCAUACUCAACUAUCUGCGACAUGGGAAGCUGGUUUAUAACAAGGAGUUGGCAGAAGAAGGUGUCUUGGAGGAAGCAGAGUUCUACAACAUCACACCGCUGAUUAAAUUAAUCAAAGAAAGGAUUCUUGAGCGAGACUCCAAGGCUACACAAGUACCACCAAAGCACGUGUAUCGGGUGUUGCAGUGUCAGGAAGAGGAGCUGACCCAGAUGGUGUCCACCAUGUCGGACGGCUGGAAGUUUGAGCAGGUCAGCGUGCGCGCCUGCCGAAAACCCCGCCCCGGACUGCUCUGGACUAUGGUGAACAUUGGCUCAUCUUACAGCUAUGGAACAGAGGACCAGGCUGAAUUUCUGUGUGUGGUGUCAAAAGAGCUGCACACCUCGGGUGGGGGUUUGGGGACGGAGCAGAGCCACAAGACUAAGACCUCGGACACACAGGAGGAAGAUGGAGCGAGGAAGGAGGAGGAGGAGGAUGAGGAGGAAGUGGGAGAAAGAAAUGCCACCCCCAAUGAGUGGAUUAGAGAUUAGCAGAAACUUGUGUCAAAGGAAUUGCUGUUCCAGAUCCAUGGGUCCCGGAUGUAGGAUACAAAGAAUUUUAUUUUUCUAGAUAUCCAUGUUUUUUCCAUAUGCUCAUGAUGCUGUUUUUAUAGCCAGACUUUUUUAGAUUUGUUGACUCGAACAACGGGUAUUAGUGGGGGACUUCACAACCAGCAGCAAAAACAAAUGAAUUGAAAUCCUAAAAGCAAAAAGCACCUGAGGUGUUAAGAAAAGAUCACAAUUACUAUCUUAGUACAUGGUGCAACAUAGUUAUAGUAAUGUAUGUAAAUACAAUGCAUUUAAACACUAACUAAAAGACUUAAGGCCUCUUCACACCAAGAAAGAUUACUAUAACGAUAGCUAUAUUAGCAUCGUUCUGAGAUCGGCUUCUCUGUCACUUUAAAUGUUCGAGCUGGAUGGAUUCUGAUUGGCUGUCAUUCAUCAGCUAGAUAAAAUCUUUCUGAAAGUGAUUCCAACGAUAUCGUUUCUCUGUGCUGUUAUCGAUAUAGCUGUGGUGUGAACUCUGCUAUUCUUUAAUAUUGAGAACGAUUUACAGAACUAUAUCUUUAUAGUUAUCGUUCUUGGUGUGACCGGGGCUUUAGUCUGGCAAUGUGAGACUGUAAUCAGUUAUUGAGUAUUUAGUGUUUAGGUUUUGCACAUUUGCUAUAGCAGAAGAAGGGCGAAGGGUCGUGUCCUGUUCCAUCCAGCAUCAGUUGUGGGUAAAUAGCCAGCAGUGUCACCCUGGCAGACCACCAGCAGUGCACUUUACCCAAAUUUACAGUCUGUUAAAGUUCAUUUUGACAGUUGUUGGCACCGGUUAGAAGGUCACGGUGUCAUUAGAGGUCAUUGGGAUAUUACAGGGCUCGGGAGAAUUCUGGUUGCGUUUGUAUGCUGUACGUGGAUUUUUACAGUUUUUCUGAAUUGCUAAAACACAUUUCUUGAAACCAUCACUCACUUUCUCAAAACCUUAUACACAAAACCACAUUUUCCUCAAACAAUUGCCUCAAAAUCAUUUUUUCUGUGCUCAAAAUCAAACAAUGCUCUCAGAUCAUACAUACAGCAAUUCAAAAUUAUAAACACUACAGCACUACAUAAAAAAAUGAAGAACACAGAAUCCAAAGCAUGCAGUUACUGAAAAAAAGUAUAUUGUAACUAAAUAAACUCAUUUUGCAAAUAUGUAAAAAAAAAGUAUAAUGACAAUUUACAGUAAUAAGGUGAAUAAAUUAUUUUACUGUAUCCACUGCAAGUGUAUUGUACUGAAUGUUUAAUAGUAGGCAUAUCGAAUGUCUGUAUAUUCACCACUUGCAUACUGUGAAAAUACAGCGACCCAACUACAAAAGCCAAAAAUGUCACCGUAAAAAACCUCAAUGAAAAGCAUGUUACAGUAAAGUACACUCAGAAGAGGUCAGUGAGAGAGACUGAUUCUGCUUCAGCAUCAUGUCUUCAUUUUGGUCCGACCGGAGGAGUUUCUCCACAUCUCAGACUAUGUCAUCUCUGAGGUAAAGGGAAAAACCCUGAAGCAGAUCCAGCCUCGACAACACUAUACACACCUGUUCUUCCUCGUCCUCAUCCUCUUCCUGCUUGUUCAGUACCUCUUACACAUACUCCUCUGUCUCUCCAUCAUUUUGAGUAAAUUGUGGGACUGACUCUGAACUGACUUGUAUUAUGUAGAGUUGGUUGGGUCACAUCAUUAGAAAUAAGUGUGAACAAUUUUGAGUCGUUGUGUGUAAACGGUGAGGACUGUGUUGCAGUUGUGUUUAGCAUUUUGCAACACAGUGCAGAAUGUGUUU
Messenger RNA from Pimephales promelas (fathead minnow), 2893 nucleotides. Lineage: Eukaryota; Metazoa; Chordata; Actinopteri; Cypriniformes; Leuciscidae. The record is from RefSeq and is a predicted model, not a curated record.